Molecule: messenger RNA, 1183 nt
Organism: Daphnia carinata
Lineage: Eukaryota; Metazoa; Arthropoda; Branchiopoda; Diplostraca; Daphniidae
Exons: 8
Coding region: 124-1029 (301 amino acids)
Molecular function (GO): dioxygenase activity
Source: RefSeq, a predicted model, not a curated record
ACUAGCUAUUGUCUAAAUGUUUUAGUGUGUCAUCGUGCAGAACGUGAUCAACAGUGUCUUUGAUCAACAUUAUCCAGUUAUUUACAUGUGAUGCUAAAAGUUGGCCUUGCAUAACAAGCUAUCAUGCCGGAGAUUCCCGUUGUUGACCUGUCCAACAUGGAGUUACAUCAAGGCCGCAUCACGAAAGAAUUAGAUGAAGCAUUCUUCACGGUCGGAUUCGUCUAUUUGAAAAAUCACGGAGUAGAUCAAAAGAAGGUGGAUAAUGUGUUUGAAGCUUCUAGAACAUUUUUCCAGCUGCCGGAAGACAUCAAAAAAGGUUAUCCUCGAGAUAAUGAGAGUUUCGACGGCUACACGGGGAGAGAUCAGGAGAUCUUGGAAGACAGCAGCAUUCACGAAGUCCGUGAAGCUUACGACGUCACAUCUCCAACUGGACUCUAUCCCGACGACAGCGUUCCUCAAUUCCGUCCAGCUGUUUGCGAAUUGGCCCAAUCACUUUGCCAGUUGACCAUCAACUUGUUGAAAUGCAUGGCACUUGGCCUAGGAUUAGACGAAGAUUAUCUAAGCAGCCGACAUCAGCACAUAUUUCAUGGCGUGGAUAAAAAUGGAACGAUAUUACGUUGUCUUUACUAUCCCUCAUUAACUGGAGAUGACAUUCAGCCUGGUGUCGUCAGAUGUGGAGAGCACUCUGAUUACGGCACAGUCACUUUUUUGCACCAAGAUGAUAUGGGAGGAUUAGAAGUGUUGUCGGGAACUGAAUGGGUGCCAGCCGAUCCCAUUCCCGGAGCUUUAUUGGUAAAUCUAGGAGAUUUAAUGCAAUUUUGGACUUCAGAUCGUUAUCCUGCUACUGUUCAUCGAGUUCGGAUACCUGAAAUGGAAAUACGUCGCCGUUCACCACGUCAGUCAAUCGCAUUUUUCGUGCAACCCGAUAAUGGCGUUAUGAUCUCUGCGCUGGACGGGUCGGAAACACAUCCACCUGUUGAAUCUUUGGCGUAUUUGAAACUCCGCUUGUCAGAGACGUACAAGUAUUAAAAUUUAUCAAGAAAUGAAAACAUAAAGUGUCUAAGCUUCAGUUUUUCGUUAUCAGUAGGUAACCGCUAUCGCUUUUCUUUUAGUACGUGAAUGGCUAUAUAGCCAGACCAACCUGCGUGUAUUAUGUGGCAAACUGCCACAAGUACAGCUCAGC